AUGGCACCUCUUGUGUGGCUUGUAACAGGAGCCUCGGCGGGAAUUGGAGCUGCACUCGUCGAGGAAAUUGUCCGUCGAGGCGACAAAGUGAUUGCUGCCAACAGACAGGUCGAUCAGAUGGCCGAUCGCGCUUCGGAGAAUGUGUCGCUUCUUGAGCUCGACCUCACGUCUGGUUCCAAGGUCAUUGCAAGCAAAGUCAAGGAGGCCUGGCAGAUUUUCGGACACAUCGAUGUUCUUGUCAACAAUGCCGGCACAUUCUUGUUCGGUCCCUUUGAGGAUAUCAGCGAUGACGACGCAGAACGCAUCUUCCAAACCAACGUCUUCGGCCAGCUUCACAUGACGCGGGCCAUUCUCCCGUUCUUCCGCCAACAGGGAUCAGGAACAAUCACUUUCACGUCCUCAAACCAACUCUGGGGCAACAUGCCCUACACGACGUACUACAACAUGACCAAGUGGACAAAUAGCUGCUUUGCCGAAUCGCUGCACAAAGAGGUCUCCUCUCUCGGCAUCCGCUGCGUCGCCUUUGAGUGCGGCGGUGUUGUCACGCGCAUCUUCGAACCGCGCGAGAAGGAUAAAGUCGCGUCGGAGCAGAACAAGGAGGAUAAGAGUCCCAUCGAAGCAUACGUACCAGGGCUUACCGCUGCCUCGCAGGUUGUGGCCGAAUGGGGAAUGCCUCCAGGAGACCCUGCCAAGGUCGCAAAGGCAAUGGCUGAUGUUGUCAAGGGCGAGGGUAUGGCGGCUGGUAGGGUCUGGUCUUCGCGCAUUGCCCUGGGCUCGGAUUCUCUUCGAUGGUGGAAGAUGAAAAGACAACAGGAGGCCGUAGUGAUGGAUCGGUGGGAGGACGUCACCAUCAGCACGGAUCGUGACGACGCAGUGCUCUCCGACAAGUUGGAUCGCUUUGCUCUGAUAGCAGGGGCUGAGUAA
Messenger RNA from Clonostachys solani, 924 nucleotides. NCBI's taxonomy places the organism in Eukaryota, Fungi, Ascomycota, Sordariomycetes, Hypocreales, Bionectriaceae. The record is from the annotation of a GenBank genome assembly.